Pieris brassicae (large cabbage white) is the source of this 550-nucleotide messenger RNA. Its product is annotated as odorant receptor 67c-like. Gene Ontology annotation, cellular component: plasma membrane. The record is from RefSeq and is a predicted model, not a curated record. The transcript is spliced from 6 exons. Bases 23 to 550 code for a protein of 175 amino acids. Gene Ontology annotation, molecular function: olfactory receptor activity; odorant binding. NCBI's taxonomy places the organism in Eukaryota, Metazoa, Arthropoda, Insecta, Lepidoptera, Pieridae. Gene Ontology annotation, biological process: sensory perception of smell; detection of chemical stimulus involved in sensory perception of smell.
UGCGUGUUGCAUCUACCUGAGAAUGCACUUUGAGUUACUGUGCAGCCGCUUCCAGAAGGUUGUCACAAAUUCUAAGAAGGAGACAGAGGAACGACUUCGGGCAUGCAUCUUACAACAUCAGGAGCUUAUUGCAUUAGUUGAGCUGAUGGAACAAUUAUAUUCUAAGUCUUUUCUAUUCAAUAUAAUGCUAAGUUCAGUAUUAAUAUGUUUAGGUGGAUUUAACAUCGUGUUCAGUAAACAGUUUGGCCCAAUAUUCGCGUUUGUGAAUUUCCUGGUAAUGUGCCUGUAUCAGAUAUUUAUGAUCUGCUACUUUGGGGACAUGGUGGUGAUAUCGAGUUCACAAGUAGGUGACGCGAUUUUCAACAGUAAAUGGUACAACGCCGAACUUAAAAUUAAGAAAAGUCUAUACAUUGUACUUUUAAGGUCCCAAAAACCGUGUACGCUGACGGCAGCCAAAUUUGCAACUCUUAAUCUGAGAGCUUUCACAACGAUUCUGAGCACAGCCUGGUCGUAUUUCGCUCUUUUAAAAACACUGUAUAACCCAUCGUGA